This is a messenger RNA of Helianthus annuus (common sunflower), 2175 nucleotides long. RefSeq names its product inactive LRR receptor-like serine/threonine-protein kinase BIR2. Gene Ontology annotation, molecular function: protein kinase activity; ATP binding; protein binding. Gene Ontology annotation, biological process: protein phosphorylation. NCBI's taxonomy places the organism in Eukaryota, Viridiplantae, Streptophyta, Magnoliopsida, Asterales, Asteraceae. Gene Ontology annotation, cellular component: plasma membrane. Bases 203 to 1984 code for a protein of 593 amino acids. The transcript has a single exon. The record is from RefSeq and is a predicted model, not a curated record.
UACAAGUGGCUUAAUCAUUCCAUGGACCCACAUUCAUAGCGCGUGGAAUUUAAACUCUUAAUUACUCCCUAAUUCCUGCUUAAAUAAAUUAAAACCCGCCAAUCGAACCACCAUAAAGUCAAAAUCACACCCAAAAAAAGUCAACCAUCGGAAAAACCCCCAAAUUCCGAUCAAAACCCUAGCUCCAUACCUCCAUAACUCCAUGAAUCCGAUCAAAUUCACUCAUCUCACCGUCUUAUUCAUCACGAUUCUGCUGUUAUUAACCACCGAUCCACCGUUAACCGCCGCGGAGGACGAUAUUCAGUGUUUACGAGGUGUUUAUCGAUCGAUCAGUGAUUCACGAUCGGAGUUAUCGAACUGGAACUUCUCGAACAACACUCGAGGAUCCAUCUGCAGCUUCACCGGAGCAUCCUGCUGGAACGAUCAGGAAAACCGCUUAAUUUCGCUCACACUUCGUGAUUUCGGACUCGCCGGAACGAUUUCGUCGGAGUUACAGUUCUGUGCGAGCUUACAGAACCUAGAUCUGUCAGGUAAUAAUCUCACCGGUUCGAUUCCUCGUGAAAUUUGUAGCUGGUUGCCGUAUUUAGUUAACCUAGAUCUAUCGAAUAAUGAAUUCACUGGGGAGAUUCCGGAAACCCUAGGUAAUUGUUCUUUUUUGAAUUCGAUAGUUCUUUCGGGAAAUAAGUUGUCCGGUAGGAUUCCGGAACAGUUCUCUAAGUUAGGUAGGUUGAAUAAGUUUUCGGUUGCGGAUAAUGAUCUAUCCGGUUCGAUUCCUUCGAGUUUGUCGCAUUUUGAUUCAUCGAGCUUCGAUGGAAAUAGUGGACUUUGCGGGAAGCCGGUUGGGAAGUGUGGUGGUUUGAGUAACAAGAGUUUGAUAGUUAUUGUUGCUGCUGGUGUGUUUGGGGCUGUGGGAUCAUUGUUGUUAGGGUUCGGGUUGUGGUGGUGGUGUGUUAGGGCAAAUAGGAUGAAAAGAAAUGGUGUUGAUAGAGAUGAUGAUAGUAGUAGUUGGGCGGAUAAGUUGAGACCGUAUAAGCUUGUUCAAGUUUCGUUGUUUCAGAAACCGUUGGUUAAGGUAAAGCUUGUGGAUUUGAUGAUUGCGACGAAUAAUUUUAGUAGAGCGAAUGUUAUAGUGUCGACGAAAACAGGAACAACUUAUAGAGCUGAUUUGUCUGAUGGCUCUACGCUUGCGAUUAAGCGACUUAACAGUUGUAAGAUUCAUGAACGACAGUUUCGGGUGGAGAUGAACCAGUUAGGUCAGCUUAGACAUCCUAAUUUAACUCCUUUGUUGGGUUAUUGCAUAGCGGAAGAGGAAAAACUGUUGGUUUAUAAGUACAUGUCUAAUGGGACUUUAUCGUCGGUUUUGCAUAAAAAUGGGAAGUUGUUAGAUUGGCCCACUAGGCUCAGGAUUGCGCUGAGUGCAGCUCGAGGGCUUGCUUGGCUUCACCAUGGUUGUCGCCCUGCGAUAUUACUUCAAGAUGUUAGUUCUGAUGCUAUAUUUCUAGACGAGGAUUACAAUGCAAGGAUUGUUGACUUUGGAUUGGCUAGACUUUUGACUUCCUCUUCUGAUCAACCAAAUGAGAUUAGUUUUGCUAAAGGCGAUUUGGGUGAGUGUUCUGCAAAAGGUGAUACAUAUGGUUUUGGUGUAGUGCUCAUGGAAUUAGCAACUGGGGAGAAUCCCCUUAAACCAACUGCUGCUGGAGAAGGGUAUAAGGGUAAUUUAGUAGAUUGGGUAAACCAACUCUCCAGCUCGGGAAGAAUUGAAGAUGCCAUCGAUAGGAAUCUGUAUGGUACGGGUCAUGAUGACGAAAUUAUUCAAGUUCUUCGAAUUGCAGGUAAUUGUGUGGCCGCUCAACCGCGGUCAAGAUGGUCAAUGUAUCGGGUUUCUGAAGCACUGACUGGCAUGGCAAAAGAACCAGGUGUCUCACAACAUUAUGAUGAGUUUCCGCUUCUUUUCAACUUAAAUGAUUUGGAUGAGACUGUUUGAUCCGUGGUGAUGAAGAUUUGUGAAGAAGUUUUGACCACAUGGUCAAACCCGACCUCGAAAAGCUUUGUGUUAUCUUAUUGUUCUACCGAGGUAUGUUUGUUGUAAGUUAUGUACUCCUUAUUCUUGCUGGCUGUCGUGGUACAUUUAAUAUUUGUUAAAUAUAAGUGUAUAGUCUCAUGCGUAUUUCAUUA